UGACCUUACAAUGCUGCAUUGGUGUGAGAUAGGAACAUUAAAAACAGUCUUUGAUUGGACCAUGCAGCUUUGCUGUCCUGUCAGUGAGGAUAUUCGUCAAAGAGCUUGGAAGAUUUCUAAACACCUGAGAAAGGCUUUUGGAUUUGCAAUUUUACCAGCGAUGGCUGAAGAGAGUCUUUUUACUGUGGAGGAUUUACAGUGUCCUGUAUGCUGUGAGAUCUUCGAUGUCCCCGUCAUACUGGGUUGCAAACAUAGCUUCUGCAAAACCUGCAUUCUGAGACACUGGGACCGUAUGGGAACACGGCAAUGUCCUCUGUGCCGCCGUACAGAGCGCUCAUCCAGGCCUGCAAUCAAUCUGUCUCUAAAGUUAGCCACGGAUGUCUUCAAACAGAAGCCGGAGCAGUUCAUGGUAAAAUCAGUGGAACGCUGCUCAAUACACAACGAGGAAUUAAAGCUUUUUUGUCGGAAAGAUGCAGAACUUAUCUGUGUUGCUUGCACGUCAUCAAGGAGUCACAAAAAUCAUGAGUACUGCCCAAUAACUGAGGCAGCAUCGGAAAUAAUGAAAGAGCUCACAUCUAGGUACAAUCCUUUGAAAAAACAACUAACCACCUUUGAAAAAUUAAAGGAGAGCUUGGUGGAACUGGAAACAUACAUACAGAAACAAGCUGCCGAAACGGCUGCAGAAGUAAAACAAGAGUAUGAAAAGUUACAUACAAUCCUGAGGGAGGAGGAGGCAGCUCGAUUCAUGGUACUUCAAAAUGAAAAAGACAGCAAGACCGUGAUGGUGAGAGAGAAACUGGAGGAGGUCAACAAGAGCAUUGAAGAGCUCUCUGACAUCAUCAAAUACAUAGAGCCCAUCAUAAUAGCAGAUGAUCUGACAUUUCUAAAGGAAUGUAAGGAGGCAAUAAAACGGACUAGCUAUACUGCUCCUGAAACAGAAUAUCCAAAAAGGGCACUUAUAGAUGUGCUUCAGUACCUUGGAUCAUUAAAGCACGGGGUCUGGAAAAGAAUGGAAAGAGAUGUACACUACUGCUCUGUCAGUUUAGAUCCAAACACAGCACACCCUAACUUGAUCAUCAAAGAUGAACUCACCACUGUCAUCUAUGGGAAAAAACAGCAGCUUCCUGAUAACCCGGAACGCUGCACAAGCCGUAUGGCAGUGCUCGCUGCUAACGGCUUAAAUUCAGGAAAACAGCGCUGGUAUGUAGAGGUGGCACAAAGCAGAGAGUGGUACAUUGGGGUGGCACGAGAGUCCAUAAACAGAAAGACUGCAGUUUUUCUCAACCCGAGGGAGGGUUUCUGGGUCAUUUCAAACAAUGAGGAAUCCUACUGGGCUCAGACCUCUCCCCGUACACGACUGACCCUGAAAAAACCCCCACAGAUAAUCACAGUUGAACUGGACUAUGAUAAAGGAAAGGUUUCCUUUUCUGACUCUGCAGAUGGUAGCAGUAUUUAUUCGUUUAAAGAUAAGUUUACUGAGAGAAUCUUUCCUUAUUUUUCCACUGGGAUAAAGGAGGGAAGCAUACUUAGAAUCUGUGCACUUUAAGAUGUCCAUAAUACAGUACAUUAAUUUAAACAUGCAACUAUAAAACAUUCAUUUGUGGGUGAAUUUUAAACAAAUAUGUGCAGGUCAUAUUUCACCAAAAAUCAAAGGCAAAAAAGUGACAUUUAUUUGCAUCUAGACUUUAAAUUCAGAAUUAUUUUCAAAGGUGAUUAUCAUUAACUUCCCAUUUCUGUA
Molecule: messenger RNA, 1738 nt
Organism: Labeo rohita (rohu)
Lineage: Eukaryota; Metazoa; Chordata; Actinopteri; Cypriniformes; Cyprinidae
Product: zinc-binding protein A33
Exons: 7
Coding region: 11-1546 (511 amino acids)
Molecular function (GO): zinc ion binding; protein binding
Source: RefSeq, a predicted model, not a curated record